UGCAGGAAGGGAAGGCUACUUUUAUGGGCGUGGUUUGCUGUUACGUUCUCGUUGUGUUCAACAUGGCGACCCCCAUAGAUUUAGAGCUGAAGAAGGCCUUUGCAGAGCUGCAAUCGAAAAUGAUUGACACACAACAAAAGGCGAAACUGGCAGAUCUUCAGAUCGACCAGCUCACUCGCAUGAAGAAACAUGCCAACCUGACACAUGCAGAAAUAAAAACCCUACCAGACAACACCCGCAUGUAUGAAGGAGUAGGACGCAUGUUCAUCUUGCAGUCUAAAGAAGAUAUCAACACACAGCUGACUUACAAACAGAAGACAGCAGAUGAGAAAAUUAAGGAGCUUGAGCAAAGGAAGACAUACCUGGAGCGCACCGUGAAGGAUGCUGAGGACAACAUUAGAGAAAUGCUCAUGUCUAGGAGGGCCCAGUGAGAUAUAAACACCAAUACAAACUCAUUGACAAAUGCACACCUUCGCUAAUUUGUGAAUUCCCUCUGAAAUUAUGUUUAUAACCGGCUACAAGAACACUUAAAAACUGACCAAGCAGGUGCUAUUGUCCAAAUGGAGUCUGUAGAGUUUUUCUGGCUUCUGUAACAUCUGCCCUGUUACUUAAGAUAUACAAUCUGAAGGGACUGUAUCUUCACAUUACCUUAGGCAAGUUAAAUCAUCCGCUUGUAAAGUGUCUUGCAAUGUCAUUUUAACUUCUCAGCUGUUUUUGUUUGUUACUGCUGCAGUUUGUUGAUAUGAUAAUAAAAAUGGGUAUUGUAACGAGA
This is a messenger RNA of Coregonus clupeaformis (lake whitefish), 772 nucleotides long. It is a transcript of the gene pfdn1, whose product is annotated as prefoldin subunit 1. NCBI's taxonomy places the organism in Eukaryota, Metazoa, Chordata, Actinopteri, Salmoniformes, Salmonidae. The transcript has 4 exons. Gene Ontology annotation, molecular function: protein folding chaperone. Bases 24 to 431 code for a protein of 135 amino acids. The record is from RefSeq and is a predicted model, not a curated record. Gene Ontology annotation, biological process: protein folding. Gene Ontology annotation, cellular component: cytoplasm; prefoldin complex.